AUGACAAAGUGGCUACAGGAGUACAAUGAUUCCAAAAAGGGUACGCCUGCCUCCGUGAAGAAGUACCUCCUCUUCUAUGUCCUCUGCAUAAUAGUGUUUGUUCUUAACGCUUGGUUGAGAGCAUCCUGGUCUCCGGUGGCUUUCAUCUUCACCAACUCCAACCACACCACCCAAAUCCAACCCAACGUGACCGUCCUGCUGUGGUACUGGCCCUUCAAUCAGGUGGAGGACCUCCACGGGGACGUGUGCUGGGACCUCUACCGGAUCCCGCGCUGCAGAGUCGUGGCGGAGAGGUCCUCAUUUUCAGAGGCUGACGUGGUGGUGUUCCACAACCGAGAGCUGGUGACGGGAAAAGAGAAACUGCCCUUGGAGCUCCCUAGGCCGCCAGGCCAGAGGUGGGCUUGGCUGUCCCUGGAGUCCCCUGCAAACAAUGGAGACCUGAGACGAUUUGCAGGUGUCUUCAACCUCACUGUGAGCUACAGGAGGGACGCAGAUGUUAGCACACCAUACGGCAAGCUCCUACCACGAGCUUCCGAAGAGCCAGUGAACGACAUCCCCCAGAAUAAAACCGAUCUGGUCUGCUGGGUGGUCAGCAACUACAGGAGAUCCUACAGAAGAAGCAAAGUGUACCAAAAACUCAGCACAGUCGUCCCCGUGAAGGUCUACGGAAGAUGGACAAACACUCCCCUUAAACCUAAAGACCUUCUUCCCACCAUCUCUCGCUGCUACUUCUACUUGGCCUUUGAGAACUCUAUCUCCAAAGACUACAUCACCGAGAAGCUGUGGAGGAACGCUUACCAAUCCGGGGCGGUUCCGGUCGUCCUGGGACCGCCAGUCCAGGAUUACGAGGCUGUGGCGGCACCACACUCUUUCAUCCACGUUGACAAGUUUCCUUCGGCGAAAGUGCUGGGUAAGUAUCUGCAGAAGCUGGCGGGCGACGCCGAGCGCUAUGGCAAGUAUCAACGAUGGAGGAGAGAAUGGAAGGCAAAGUCAUAUGAGGGCUGGCGAUGGGUGCUGUGUCAGAUCUGCGUGCAGUACCACAGCUUCCCUCGGCACAAGGUCUACGCUGACCUGGCAGCCUGGGAUGGCACUGCUACUACGUGA
Messenger RNA from Dunckerocampus dactyliophorus (ringed pipefish), 1104 nucleotides. Its product is annotated as alpha-(1,3)-fucosyltransferase 7-like. Gene Ontology annotation, molecular function: alpha-(1->3)-fucosyltransferase activity. The record is from RefSeq and is a predicted model, not a curated record. The coding region runs from base 1 to 1104 and encodes 367 amino acids. The transcript has 2 exons. Gene Ontology annotation, cellular component: membrane. Lineage: Eukaryota; Metazoa; Chordata; Actinopteri; Syngnathiformes; Syngnathidae.